This is a messenger RNA of Schistocerca serialis cubense, 1528 nucleotides long. Its product is annotated as odorant receptor 43a-like. Lineage: Eukaryota; Metazoa; Arthropoda; Insecta; Orthoptera; Acrididae. The transcript has 5 exons. Gene Ontology annotation, molecular function: olfactory receptor activity; odorant binding. Gene Ontology annotation, biological process: sensory perception of smell; detection of chemical stimulus involved in sensory perception of smell. Gene Ontology annotation, cellular component: plasma membrane. The record is from RefSeq and is a predicted model, not a curated record. The coding region runs from base 4 to 1239 and encodes 411 amino acids.
CACAUGGAGUCCGACCCACAGCAGACGAAGUCCCUGACGUGGCAGUAUACUCGCACCUCGGUCGUCAAGUACGACCUACGCAUUCUGUACUUUCUCGGUUUCUGGCCACUGCUACAGUCGAGAGUGUUCCGCGCCUUGACAGCUGCCGUAGUAAUGCUCGGCGUGGGGCAUUUUGCAGAGGCCGUGAUAAAUCUCUCCACGUUACAGGGGGAUCUGGAGGACUACACGCUGGCCGUGUCCCACGUUGCUACUGUGUGCGUCGGCGCUGCCAAAAUGAUAUUUUUUGUCUUCCACGAACACGAGUUCUGCAAACUCGUGCGGUGGUUGGACGCACUCGUGGCUAGCCAGAUGGAGCACAUACGGGGUCAGCUUCAGGGCGAGGCGAUCUUCUACGAAGCCCAGAAGCUCGGCGCACGCAUCACGCUGUGCUUGUUAGCGAACAACGUUUUCAUAGUCACGGUAUGGUCCUUGGCUCCCCUGAUGGCAUCGGAAGGCGAGAAGAGACUCCCCUUCCAGCAGCUUCCAUUCGCAGCUGCCUACACUUCUCCGCUCUACGAGCUGUCUUACGCACUCCAGACCGUCUCCGUCUUCGUCAUCGGUUUCAUCAACGUACACGUCGACUGCUUCUUCGCGGCGGUCAUGAUCCACACCUCUGCUCAGAUAAAUGUGUUGGCCUUUCGUAUGACUGAUGUCUACUCGCGUAACGCUAGUGAAAAAUCGAAGCAAAACUCAGACGGGGGAAAGCAACGGCAUAGUUCUGCAUCAUAUGACAACAGCUAUAAAGAAUUGUGCCUGUGGGUACAAUUUCACCAGGAAAUCACAAGGUUUGUCAAGCAUUUAGAAAGCGUAAUGAGCCCCGUUGCAACGAUGCAAUUUAUUCAUGGGAUGCUCAGCGGCAUCAUGCUGAUAUUUCCAGCCGCAUCUAGCUCCGAGAAUGGAGACCUGGUGAAGUGCCUGGCUUCGGCGCCCACUGUCAGCACACCACUGCUGCUCUACUGCCUGGGGGCGCACAGCGUGAGGGAACAGGGUGAGUCGCUGUCGUUGGCUGUCUACAGCUGUCACUGGACCGAAGCCAGCACCAGUUUCCGUAGAGCGCUGCUGAUAGUGAUGAGUCGAGCACAGAGACCUUACAAUCUCACUGCGGGAGGCAUCUACCCGAUAGAAAGGAGCACCUUCCUGUCGCUGCUAAAUGCGGGUUAUUCAUACUACGCGCUGCUCAAGAACUUUAAUGGACGUUAACGGAUCAAGAUGCUGUAUGUUACUCGCCAAUAAAAGAGGACAUGCACCGCCAGAGAGCUACCCUUCCUGAAAGCUUACACCUUUCUUUGAGUUUUCGCAAAUCAGUACUUGGCGACAUGAAAGUGUGUCCACUCUGUAGCAGCACAAUGUCUGGGAGAACAGUGUAAUGCGGCUAUCGUUAUUAUGAAAAUCAUACACUCAUUACUCCAUCAGCAGGCUGAGAUGGAUUAGUGAAAAGAAAAAGAGCACUGCAAAUAAUGUAGUAUUACACUAACACAGCAACAAACCC